UGUUGCCUCAUGUGAUGACCGCUAACUCUAGGCAGACGGUAGGGUAGUGCGAUACGUCUGGGGAAGGUUAGAGUAACCCAUGAAAUUGACAUCUCGUGCAAAUGCGCUGACAACAGUGAUAGAGCGACCAUCCCAUCUGAACCGCAAACGCGAACGCACCCACAGUCGCCGCCGCCAGUGCAGCCACAGACUCGACCCGUACAACCCUCAGCUAGCACUUCGUCUGCGCAGGGUACACCACAAUAUGGACACGGUGGAACUGCAGCAGGGACCACAGGCUCCUCGACUUCACAUGGACAAUCUUAUUCACAGGUACCGCAGACUUCGUAUGGGCAAGGACAAACGCAAGGCUACGGGACCCAAGCGCAGCCAGUACAAUAUCCAUACACCCAGCCGACGCAACAGUACUACCCCCAUGGACAGGCGGCCCCUCAGACUCCACAGAGCAGGGGAACGUACCCAAGCCAAGGACAAUAUUCAUACUAUCAAGGAUCUUCACCAAGUUCAGACCAGACUCCUGGCUCCUCAGGAUCAUAUCGUGCGUCAAAUCUAAUUGGUCUGCUUCUCCCCAUAACUAAAGACUGCAGGUUGAAUAACUCCAACAUCAUGAGCGCAUUGAUGAGAGUCUUAAGUCAUUCCCGAAGAUAGUCUCAAGUGGCGCGCCCACUACAUCACCUUCUCCAGUCACUUGGCCGUCUCGCAAGAGUCUUGGCCAAGUGCCGGGGAGGAAGA
Messenger RNA from Paraphaeosphaeria sporulosa, 732 nucleotides. RefSeq lists its product as uncharacterized. Lineage: Eukaryota; Fungi; Ascomycota; Dothideomycetes; Pleosporales; Didymosphaeriaceae. The record is from RefSeq and is a predicted model, not a curated record. The transcript has a single exon. The coding region runs from base 80 to 553 and encodes 157 amino acids.